CCCCUCACACGUGACGUGGUCUGUAGGUCCAGUCCCACUGUUCUGCGCUGUUGAGAGCUUGGUGUACGUCUGCUGCUGCUGGAAUACAGCUUCUUUCUGUGUAUUGCCAUCCUGCGCUUCCCACCAUGGUUCUAGAGCUAGACUUGUUCCGUGAAGAUAAAGGAGGCAAUCCUGAGCUGGUCAGGGAGACGCAGAGGAAGAGAUUCAAGGACCCGGGCUUGGUAGACUCCUUGUUAGGGGCAGACACUGCGUGGAGAAAAUGUAGAUUUCAGACAGAUGCUUUGAACAAGUCUAAGAACCUGUGUAGCAAAAGCAUUGGUGAAAAAAUGAAGAAAAAGGAACCUGUUGGUGACACUGAUGUUCUUCCAGACAAUAUAUGUAAUGUGGAGGAAGUAACAGCAGAUAUACUAAAUCCAUUGACAGUAACACAAAUCAAGAAGUUGCGGAUCAUGAUAGAUGAAAAAAUAGCCGAAACAGAUGCAGAGCGUUUACGUUUAGAGACUGCAAGAUUUGAGUGUCUAAGAGAGAUAGGAAACCUGCUGCAUCCAAGUGUUCCAAUCAGUAACGAUGAGGACAACGAUAACAAAGUGGAACGAUUGUCAGGGGAUUGUACUCAAAGAAAGAAGUACUCUCAUGUAGAUCUGGUCACUAUGGUAGACGGCUUUGAAGGAGAGAAAGGGGCAGUGGUUGCUGGUAGCAGAGGGUACUUUCUUAAGGGUCCACUGGUGUUUUUGGAGCAAGCUAUUAUCCAGUAUGCACUUCAGACGUUGGCUGGAAAAGGUUAUACCCCUAUUUACACGCCAUUCUUCAUGCGGAAAGAUAUAAUGCAGGAAGUAGCUCAAUUAAGCCAAUUUGAUGAAGAACUGUAUAAGGUGAUUGGAAAAGGAAGUGAAAAACAUGAUGAUGGGUCCAUUGAUGAGAAAUAUCUGAUUGCUACUUCAGAACAACCAAUUGCUGCUUUACAUCGUGAUGAAUGGUUGAAGCCUGAAGACUUACCGAUACGUUAUGCAGGUCUAUCAACCUGCUUCCGUCAGGAAGUGGGUUCCCAUGGAAGGGAUACUCGAGGCAUCUUCAGAGUGCAUCAAUUUGAAAAGAUUGAGCAGUUUGUUUAUGCAUCUCCUCAUGAUAAUAAAUCUUGGGAAAUGUUUGAAGAGAUGAUUAAGACUGCAGAAGAGUUUUACCAAGCAAUGGGGAUCCCAUACCGCAUUGUCAACAUUGUAUCAGGUGCUUUAAAUCAUGCAGCAAGUAAGAAGCUGGAUUUAGAAGCCUGGUUUCCAGGGUCUGGUGCUUUCCGAGAGUUAGUGUCCUGUUCCAAUUGUACUGACUAUCAGGCUCGAAGGCUACGUAUUCGUUAUGGACAGACGAAAAAGAUGAUGGAUAAGGUUGAGUAUGUGCAUAUGUUAAAUGCCACAAUGUGUGCUACAACACGGACAAUCUGUGCAAUUUUAGAGAAUUAUCAAACUAGCGAAGGAAUUAUUGUACCUGAAAUACUAAGAGAUUUCAUGCCUCCUGGACUGAAAGGAAUUAUCAGAUUUGUAAAGCCAGCUCCAAUUGAUGAGGAACCUACAAAAAAGCAAAAGAAGCAGCAAGGAUCAAAGAAGAGUCAAAGUUCUGGUUUAGAAUUUCCGAUGCAGAAUAUGGAUGUGAACAAUGCUUCAUAGUCCAUCUGUUCUUAUGUAUAUCUUACUGGCUUAUUGAUACUCAGUCAUCUAGUUAUUAAACUAUUGGCAAUUGGAGAUCCAUUGUAUUUAACUGUUACUGGUCGUCUUAUAUGCAACCUGCUUAAUGAUGACUGCAAAGGCAUAGUAAAAUUGAAUAAAUAGGUUAUUAUAGACCUA
Bufo gargarizans (Asiatic toad) is the source of this 1838-nucleotide messenger RNA. It is a transcript of the gene SARS1, whose product is annotated as seryl-tRNA synthetase 1. Gene Ontology annotation, molecular function: serine-tRNA ligase activity; ATP binding; tRNA binding. Gene Ontology annotation, cellular component: cytosol. The record is from RefSeq and is a predicted model, not a curated record. Gene Ontology annotation, biological process: seryl-tRNA aminoacylation. The coding region runs from base 126 to 1661 and encodes 511 amino acids. The transcript has 11 exons. Lineage: Eukaryota; Metazoa; Chordata; Amphibia; Anura; Bufonidae.